Messenger RNA from Papilio polytes (common Mormon), 736 nucleotides. RefSeq names its product 39S ribosomal protein L54, mitochondrial (gene mRpL54). The transcript has 3 exons. Gene Ontology annotation, molecular function: structural constituent of ribosome. The coding region runs from base 110 to 565 and encodes 151 amino acids. The record is from RefSeq and is a predicted model, not a curated record. Lineage: Eukaryota; Metazoa; Arthropoda; Insecta; Lepidoptera; Papilionidae. Gene Ontology annotation, cellular component: mitochondrial large ribosomal subunit.
AACCAAACCGUAACCGUAAAUAUAACCUAGAAAUAACAAUAAUUCGCAACUUUAACUAAAUUUUAUAAAAUAAAAACAAUACCUGUUGUAUUAGGAAUAAUAUAAAACGAUGUUAUUACUACGAAAUGUUUAUCCUAUUUUAACAAAACUAAACUGUAAUGUUGCGUUAUUACCUUCAAUUGUGUAUACGAAUUCUGCAAAUCUACACACUAGCGCAAUAAAUUGUGCUGUUGUUAAGAAAACUACCUCAGCGGCUGGAGGUGUACUGGGUCUUGGCAAGGGUAAGAAGAAGGUUGGCAAACUCGGUGCUGUGGAAAAAAAAGAAUUGCCAGUGGAAACAGACCCUGAGAAGUUGGUGAGCCAGGUGUGCGGCUCCAACAUUUACAUAACUGGAGAAGAUGUUAAAUUAAAAGAUGACAGUGAGUAUCCCGAUUGGCUGUGGAACUUGAACUGGACUCCUAAGAAGCUGGAGGAACUGGACCCCAACACAAAGGAGUACUGGAAGAGGGUGCGAGCUGCCGGCAUGCGCAGGAACAAUAGAUUAAAAUCUAUGAGGAAAUUUUAACUUGUCAUAAUUUUAAUAUGUACCAAAUACCAUUUUAUAUAGAGCAAUUUCAUCCAAUCUAAAAAAGUGUGCACACACUUUCAGAAUAGGGGAUUUGCAUGUAUUUUUUUCUUUUUUUAAACAAUUCUACUUGUUAUAAAAUAACCACAAAAAAAAUUUGACGCGAAAAUA